Aureobasidium pullulans EXF-150 is the source of this 2510-nucleotide messenger RNA. RefSeq names its product Skb1 methyltransferase. The transcript is spliced from 3 exons. Lineage: Eukaryota; Fungi; Ascomycota; Dothideomycetes; Dothideales; Saccotheciaceae. Gene Ontology annotation, cellular component: nucleus; cytosol. The record is from RefSeq and is a predicted model, not a curated record. Gene Ontology annotation, biological process: regulation of DNA-templated transcription; peptidyl-arginine N-methylation. Bases 32 to 2341 code for a protein of 769 amino acids.
UAAACACGUUUGUUAAUCUUAUCACCUAGAAAUGGAGACCCUACCUGGAGUGGCUCCACAGGAGCAGCAAAACACAUACUUCUAUGUUGGACAGCAUGAGACCAAGAGAACUGUUCCUGUCACUACCGAGUUGGGCAACCAGGCGCAGGAUGCUGGCUACGACAUGAUGACCAGACCUAUCACCUCUCCGGGAUUUCAGGCCCGAGUUCUUGCAUUAGUGGAUGCCUGCUUCGAUGCCGUCUCUUCAUCUUCGAACGCAGACGCUGUGCCUUACCCUCUGGUUGCACCUCUCACUCCUGAUGAUACUAACCUAGUUCCGGACGAGUACAUUUCUACCAUGAUCUGCUGUACGAGCCCUUGGAUCGACCUUGCUUCUCCGGACCCAGUGAUUGCACACGUCUCGCGCCAGGUCUUCAAUCAUGAAGUUGCUUAUGCCGCUUUCUGCGGUGUCAACAACAUCAUGAUUCAAGGACCUGGCUUGGAGGCCUCUUCUGUGAUCAGCCAAUAUGCUAGGGCUAUCUGGCACUCUCUUGAGGUCGGACCCUACAUCAAUCUGCAAAUUCUGCUUCCUAUGCAGCCUCGCGAGGACAGCGCAGCCCAGAAUGGAUUGAGCCUUGCUGGUCGUGCUAGAAACUCAUUCAAGACUCUUCAGUCAAUCUCGACGGAUGCUCUCUGGUCGUGGGACACUUGGGAAUUGAUCAGAUCGACCUGCAAAUACCACCCUAGACUGACUGUCGCUCUCGAGAUUCCUCAGAAGCUGCCCUCUUCGGCAAUCCAGUCUCGCUGGUUCUCCGAGCCUCUCCGCACUUUGAUCAUCCCCGAGUCAACCUUUAUGAAGAACGCAAAGGGAUUCCCAGUGUUGAGCAAGCCCGUCCAGUCUUUGCUCACUCGCUACAUGCGCCUCAAGACUGUCCCAUGGAUCAUUCUCAGCGAUGUCGGUCCUAUUCCUGGCCAAGACCACCCUGGAAUGCCCGUCAACUUGCCCGACAGAUCUGCUUCUCCUGAGCUCCCCACGCCUGCUCAGUCCAAGCGCAAGCAACAAGUGCAAAAGCCCAAGGAUCUGACUCCUUACUUGAGCUACAUCCGUCACCUCCAACGCACUCAGCCUCCCCGUCCCAUCAUCGACCGCUUCGCCGCUGGAUACCAAGACUUCUUGCAAUCACCUCUACAGCCCUUGACCGACAACCUCGAGUCUAUUACCUACGAAGUCUUUGAGAAGGAUCCUAUCAAGUACGAAUGGUACGAGCGUGCCGUUGCUGCCGCCCUGAAGGACCUCCACAAGAAGCUUCAACGUCCUGUUGUCGUCGCUGUUGUUGGCUCAGGCCGUGGGCCCUUGGUAACCCGCUGCCUAAAGGCUAGUGCCAGCACCGGCAUUCCUGUCAAGCAAUGGGCCAUCGAAAAGAACCCUAACGCUUACGUCCUCCUCCAACGCCGCAACGCCACCGACCCCCUCUGGAACAAGCGCGUCACAGUCGUCAAGACGGAUAUGCGCGCCUGGGCUGGCCCCAUCAUCGACGGCCAACCCGGCAAAGUCGACAUUCUCGUCUCCGAACUCCUCGGUAGUUUCGCAGACAACGAGCUCAGUCCUGAAUGUCUGGAUGGCGUUCAACAUGUCUUGCACCCUGAACACGGUGUCAGUGUACCCACCUCCUACACCGCUCACUUCACACCCAUCGCCCACCCUCGCAUCUACGCCGAUUUGCUGUCUCGCACCGAUGAUCAGAAGUGGGAGUUGCCUUAUGUGACAAUGUUGCACCAAUACGACAACCUCUGCCUCCAACCCCUCGAUAGCAAAAUCACCACUGGCGACAAGACCGCCGACAACCAAAUCCCUGAUAUCCAAACAGCUUGGGAAUUCGUGCAUCCUUUGCCCACACCAAUUAUCGCUCAAUCCACACUCCGUCGCGGUGGCAGUGUGCAAGCGGGUGGUAGCGGUAUGGUCGGUGGAGACGGUUGGAACGAACACAACUCUCGCUUCUGCCAUCUUCGCUUCACCGCUUCUAGCCGUGGUGUCUGCCAUGGUCUGGGAGGAUACUUUGAAACCGUGCUUUACUCCCCAGCAGAUGGAAGCAAGAAGAUCGAAUUGAGCAUCAACCCCAACACCAUGGAAGACAAGAGCAAAGAUAUGAUUUCUUGGUUCCCCAUUUUCUUCCCUUUGAAGACACCCCUCUACAUCCCCACCGCCUCCGAAAUCGAAGUUUCCAUGUGGCGUCAAACCGACGAUCGUAAAGUGUGGUAUGAAUGGCAAGUCGAAGUCUUUGUCACUCUUCCCGGUGGAAAUCGUCAACGUAUCGCGGCUUCGGAGUUGCAUUCGUCUAUUAAGAAUGGUUGUUUGAUGUAGGAGGUAUAGCAAUGAGAUGUGCAGUCUAGUAGGUGGGGAGGGCGUUGAUGGAGAUUUGAAUCGUGCAUUAUUAGGGAGUUAGAAAGAAAAGUGUUCAUUGUUUAAGCAUGUCUGUGUGAAGUUGAGCAGUACAAGUGUUUUGAUGGGGUGUGAGAAUGCAGGAGCCAAU